AUGAAGUUGAUUACACCUGAGAUUCAAAAAGAUAUAGCAAAUUGUGCUGCAUGUGAAACUACCAAUGCCAUCAUUGAAGAUAUUGAAAAUCAGUUCUUUGCGAUUUUAGUUGAUGAGUCUCGUGAUGUAUCAACUAAAGAACAAAUGGCAGUUGUUUUACGAUAUGUGGACAAAAGAGGGAUCAUUACAGAAAGGUUUCUUGGUCUCAUACAUGUUGCGGAUACUACUGUUUUAUCACUUAAGGCAGCAAUUGAAUCCAUGUUUUCUAAACUUGGUUUAAGUUUAUCAAGAAUACGUGGUCAAGGUUACGAUGGAACUAGUAAUAUGCAAGCUGUUGCAAAAAAUCACAUUGAUAUUGCUUCGCUUUUCAAUUUGGUUAGUAAUGUAUUGAAUGUUGUUGGAGCUUCUUGUAAGCGUCAAGAUUUGCUUAGAGAGACACAAGCUGCUAAAGUUGCAGAAUCAUUAAGCAAUGAUGAGAUUCAAAGUGGGCAAGGGAUGAAUAAAGAAAUUGGUCUUAAGCGGGCUGGUGACACGCGUUGGGGAUCACAUUGUGGAACACUUCUAAACUUGAUUGCCUUGUUUGCUUCAGUGAUACGUGUUCUUGAAGUUGUUGAAGAGGAUGGCUCAUACUCGGAGCAAAGAGCUGAUGCUCGUACUUUUAUAUGUGCAUUGGAAUCCUUUGAUUGUUCCUUUAAUCUACACCUGAUGAAAAAUGUCUUGUCAAUCACAAAUGAAUUAUCUCAAGCUUUGCAAAGGAAGGAUCAUGACAUUGUAAAUGCUAUGUCACUAGUCAAAGUGUGCAAGCAACGAUUGCAAACAAUGCAAGAUGAAGGAUGGGAAUCUCUAUUAACUGAGAUUUCCUUAUUUUGCAAAAAGCGUGAUAUCCCUAUUUCUAAUAUGCAUGAUAUAUGCAUACUACCAAGGAGAUCGCGACGUAGGGCCCCACAAAUUACAAAUUUACACCAUUAUUGCAUUGAGCUAUUCUAUACAGUUUUAGAUAUGCAACUUCAAGAGCUAAACAGUCGUUUUGCUUAG
Messenger RNA from Camellia sinensis, 1035 nucleotides. Lineage: Eukaryota; Viridiplantae; Streptophyta; Magnoliopsida; Ericales; Theaceae. The record is from RefSeq and is a predicted model, not a curated record.